Messenger RNA from Paramormyrops kingsleyae, 1349 nucleotides. It is a transcript of the gene pabpn1, whose product is annotated as poly(A) binding protein, nuclear 1. Gene Ontology annotation, molecular function: poly(A) binding. Gene Ontology annotation, cellular component: nucleus. The record is from RefSeq and is a predicted model, not a curated record. NCBI's taxonomy places the organism in Eukaryota, Metazoa, Chordata, Actinopteri, Osteoglossiformes, Mormyridae.
CCGCAGUAGCGGGAAACCCCGCCUCCGGUUUCCAUUUCUGUUCCAGGAGUCACGGCGCUCGAGAGGAGAAACCUUCGGGGUUUUUAAUUUUUUGGGGGGGAAUUUGUUGGGUUUCUAAUAAGCACAGCCGCACAUUACUUCAUGUGAGUUAUAAAGUGUGCUGAAUUGAAGGCCUUCACAAAGGGACAACCGAUACUGCGAGCCGAGCCCUCAGCCGGCGAUUUGGGUAUUUUAUAUACGAUUCGGCGUCGCCGGCCGCUUCCCGCCGCUUUCCCUCCCGCGUGAGCCAAUACCCGUAGUGCGACCGUGAGGCGCGUCGGAUCGGCGGCGUCUGGCCAUGGCGGAGUUCGGUAACGGGCUAACGGAGGAGUCGCUACUGGACUCCGAUCCGGGACACCCGGAGCUGGAAGAUACAGGGGUGGGCGACGAGGAGCCUGGUCUGGAUGAGGGAGAGGCCUCUGUGGAAGAUCCGGAGCUGGAGGCCAUAAAAGCCCGGGUACGAGAGAUGGAGGAGGAAGCAGAGAAGCUGAAGGAGCUACAGAACGAGGUGGAGAAACAGAUGAACCUGAGCCCUCCACCCGCAGGCCCAGUAAUUAUGUCCCUCGAGGAGAAAAUGGAGGCUGAUGGGAGGUCAAUCUAUGUAGGAAACGUGGAUUACGGGGCGACAGCAGAGGAGCUGGAAGCUCACUUCCAUGGGUGCGGUUCGGUCAACAGAGUCACCAUACUGUGUGACAAGUUCACGGGCCAUCCCAAAGGAUUUGCUUAUAUCGAGUUCGCGGACAAAGAGUCUGUUCGGACGGCGAUGGCACUGGAUGAGUCUCUGUUCAGGGGAAGGCAGAUCAAGGUUGGAGCCAAGAGAACCAACCGGCCGGGCAUCAGCACCACAGACCGCGGGUUUCCCCGUGCUCGUUUCCGCUCACGAGGGGGGAACUUCUCAUCCCGGGCACGCUACUACAGCGGGUACACCCCCCCACGAGGCAGAGGGCGGGCCUUCAGGUUUCAGGACCAGUGGAGGCUGACCACCCCUCCGCCUGUGGCUGCGGCGCCCCCCACAGUGUCGGCGGCGUCGCUGUCUCUCUCUGCCCCCGCUAUGCACACUCACCCCAUCCUGUCUGUGUGGGGUGGUGGGGGUGGGGGGCAAGGCGACCACAGGCCUGCUGCCGGGGGCAUUUAUUAUAACAGUAAACGCUGAACACAGGUCACGUCACACCCAACACACCUAUUUAUAGAGAGCUAAGAUGGCUGCUGUUUUAACUGGGUGAGGAAUACAGGUACUGAGGUGGUGAUGGUUAGAGGUCCUGUUCCAGAUUCUCUGAAGACUCGGAACAGGAACUGCAGUUGGCAGGAGU